CCCUCCCUUGCACAUACUGGAUUGUAGCCAUUCUUUCUACAGCAGUCAGGUUGAGAUUUUGGCGCGUCCCUCACAGAGCUUGCCGACAAGUCGUCCCCAGUUGCCACGUUACACAACGAACAUCGACAACCGCGGCAUGCCUCCCUCGGAUCUUCCACUCGAAAUACAAGAACAGGUUCUGGACCACCUGCACGAUGACCCUUCCGCGCUGGAGGCGUGUAGCCUGGUCUGCUCCGCUUGGCUCCCGACGGCGCGUCUGCACCUCUUCAGGACAGUCAAAUUAAGGACAGUGCGAGACUGUCUGCGCUUCCUCGCCGUUCUCGAAUCGACCUCAGGCGUACCCGGCGAUAUGGGCGCAGCCACGCUCGUCCGGGAACUGCACUUGCCGAUGAUGAGUUUCCGGCGGAGAUGUACGGGCAGACAGAAAGGGCAGCGUUGCGACUUGCUAUGCCAGAUUCUGCGCCGUGUCCCCAACAUUGACACUCUGGUUAUCGGUCACUUUGAGUUGCAGAGCUUCCUGGAUCUGGCCAGUCCGAAGGGCACCAACACCGACGCCGAUCUUCGCGGCGUCUUGACGUCCGUCUUUGCGUUCCCUCGCCUCAAGACGUUGGUCCUGCAGCAGUUUGCGGUCCGUACCGUCAGGGCGGUCUUGCAGCUUGUCUCUGCAUUUCCCUCCUUGGCUAUUUUGUGGAUCUCUGAUAUCUACAUCUCGAGCCCACACGACGUUCGCCUGGAUACCACCCAAAGUACCGAUAUCUGCAGACGUAUCCAAGAACUGCGCUUGGGACAAUGGGUAGACGAUCACCUUUCAUUGCAAGCGUUAAUGGGGAUGUUGCUAGCGGCACCCUACGAGCUACAGCUCCGAAAGUUGCAGUGGAUACCCAACCUCUGGCCUGCGGACUUUCAAGUUGGUGAGCCAGCGUUGCACGAGAUCUUUGACAGAUCUGGACGAACUCUGGAGACGCUAGAGCUUGAAGUUGAUCGCGCUGCACAACGUAAGAGGUCAGACAGAACAUUGCAUAUCUCGUUGAGCUGAGCAGGUCAUGCAGGCAUAGAAUGGCUGAUGGGCCAGGGCCUGUCUCAUCACCGGUCCCUCAAGAUCCUUACCCUGGCAUUUGAUCUCUUGCAUAGUAAUCAAAGGGACCAGUCGAUCAUCCCUCUAUUCAUCUCGAGCCUUGAUUCGAGCAGCCUGCGGGAAUUGAAGUUACACUUCGAUGUCUGGCAUGAACGCGACUCUCAGACCGCUUUUGACUGGGUGGAGCUGU
This is a messenger RNA of Fomitopsis serialis, 1265 nucleotides long. RefSeq lists its product as uncharacterized. The record is from RefSeq and is a predicted model, not a curated record. The transcript is spliced from 2 exons. The coding region runs from base 137 to 1036 and encodes 299 amino acids. NCBI's taxonomy places the organism in Eukaryota, Fungi, Basidiomycota, Agaricomycetes, Polyporales, Fomitopsidaceae. Gene Ontology annotation, molecular function: protein binding.